Molecule: messenger RNA, 1842 nt
Organism: Suncus etruscus (white-toothed pygmy shrew)
Lineage: Eukaryota; Metazoa; Chordata; Mammalia; Eulipotyphla; Soricidae
Gene: PICK1
Product: protein interacting with PRKCA 1
Exons: 13
Coding region: 131-1375 (414 amino acids)
Biological process (GO): intracellular protein transport; positive regulation of receptor internalization; regulation of Arp2/3 complex-mediated actin nucleation
Cellular component (GO): postsynaptic density; trans-Golgi network membrane; synaptic vesicle
Molecular function (GO): protein domain specific binding; protein kinase C binding; phospholipid binding
Source: RefSeq, a predicted model, not a curated record
GACAGGUGGAGCUGCAGGUGGGUUCAGGUGCCAGCCUGGCGCGGACCUGGCUGUGAGACUGACGCUUCCGUUACCCCUUCCCCUGCCCAGCUGGGUAGCCAUCCCGCCGCCCAUCUCGACUCCAGGGACCAUGUUUGCAGACUUGGAUUAUGAAAUCGAGGAGGAUAAACUCGGCAUCCCCACUGUUCCUGGGAAGGUGACCCUGCAGAAGGAUGCUCAGAACCUGAUCGGGAUAAGCAUUGGAGGCGGCGCCCAAUACUGUCCCUGCCUCUACAUUGUGCAGGUAUUCGACAACACCCCAGCUGCCCUGGAUGGCACCAUGGCGGCAGGGGACGAGAUCACGGGCGUCAAUGGCAAAUCCAUCAAGGGGAAGACCAAGGUGGAGGUGGCCAAGAUGAUCCAGGAGGUGAAGGGGGAGGUCACCAUUCACUACAACAAGCUGCAGGCAGACCCCAAGCAGGGCAUGUCCCUGGACAUUGUGUUGAAGAAGGUAAAGCAUCGGCUGGUGGAGAAUAUGAGCUCGGGGACGGCUGAUGCCCUGGGCCUGAGCCGGGCCAUCCUGUGCAACGAUGGGCUGGUCAAGAGACUGGAGGAGCUGGAGCGCACAGCUGAGCUGUACAAAGGGAUGACGGAGCAUACCAAGAGUCUCCUCCGGGCCUUCUACGAGCUGUCGCAGACUCACCGGGCCUUUGGGGACGUGUUCUCUGUGAUCGGGGUGCGGGAGCCCCAGCCAGCCGCCAGUGAGGCUUUCGUGAAGUUUGCUGAUGCGCACCGCAGCAUUGAGAAGUUCGGGAUCCGGCUGCUGAAGACCAUCAAGCCGAUGCUGACUGACCUGAACACCUACCUCCACAAGGCCAUCCCGGACACGCGCCUCACCAUCAAGAAGUACCUGGAUGUGAAGUUCGAGUAUCUGUCAUACUGCCUGAAGGUGAAGGAGAUGGAUGAUGAGGAGUACAGCUGCAUUGCCCUGGGGGAGCCCCCGUACCGCGUAAGCACUGGCAACUACGAGUACCGCCUGAUCCUGCGCUGCCGCCAGGAGGCCCGCUCCCGCUUCUCGCAGAUGCGCAAGGAUGUGCUGGAGAAGAUGGAGCUGUUGGACCAGAAGCACGUCCAGGACAUCGUGUUCCAGCUGCAGCGCUUCGUGUCCACCAUGUCCAAGUACUACAACGACUGCUACGCGGUGCUGCGCGACGCCGACGUCUUCCCCAUCGAGGUGGACCUGGCCCACACCACGCUGGCCUAUGGGCCCGGCCACGAGGAGUACACUGACGGUGAGGAUGAGGAAGAGGAGGACACGGCCUCCAGGGAGCCCGCCAAGAGUGUGCGUGGGGCUCCCAGGCCUCUGGACAAGACUGGGAGCUGGUGUGAUUCCUGAGUGCCCCCGUGGGGUACGCAUCUGGGGGGGGUAGGGUGAGUGGGGGACCACCGCCUGGGAGCGGGGCCAUGGAGCGCAUAAAGGCCUACUGGCUUGGGGCGCCUGCCUUCCGCUCCUCUGUCCUAGCACUCGAACCCGGGCUUCUGCUGGGACCAGACGCUGGAGCCGCAGCCUGGGGCCCGGACAUGGGCACUGUAACCCCAACCCCCGCUACCUAGUGCCCCUUUACCAGCCGAGCAUCCAUUGGUGAGCCCUUCCUAGACAGAGACAGGGCAGAGUGAGGGAUGCAGGUGGUGAUAGGAAGCCAGGGCCUUUUAUUUCUUGGGGUCCCCUAGCCUACACCUGCAGGAAGUUGGGGGGCCACCUCAUGCCCAGCCCAGCCUUCUGGCACCUUGGCGGCCUUUAUUUAUUUAUUGGCCCCGCCCAGGUCGGCGGGGGCCGUGUGAAUAAACUGAUCAGUCUGCGUC